Molecule: messenger RNA, 2138 nt
Organism: Pelmatolapia mariae (spotted tilapia)
Lineage: Eukaryota; Metazoa; Chordata; Actinopteri; Cichliformes; Cichlidae
Gene: pnpo
Product: pyridoxamine 5'-phosphate oxidase
Exons: 7
Coding region: 107-925 (272 amino acids)
Biological process (GO): pyridoxine biosynthetic process; pyridoxal 5'-phosphate biosynthetic process
Molecular function (GO): FMN binding; pyridoxamine phosphate oxidase activity
Source: RefSeq, a predicted model, not a curated record
AAUAAGUAGAGUAAAAUGUGAUUUUAAAAUCGCUGCUUUUCUAACAGGAUUCUUUUGCGUAACAUUUUACGUAAGGGAGCGUUACGUCAGCGUGUGUUUUACAGGCAUGAGGCGCAUACUCAGUACGAUUAUAUUGAGACAUAUUUGCUUUAUUGGAGGAAAUCUGCUCUCUCGUGCCACUAGGAUAGUAGGGCUGCCGCGCGUUUUUACCUCGAAAUACUGCAGCGGAACCAGCAUGGACCUGAGUAGGAUGAGGAAGAGGUACAGAGGAGAUUUGGAGUGCUUUGAGGAGAGUCAGCUCGUGUCUCUCGACCCCAUCAAGCAGUUUGGAAACUGGUUCGAUGAAGCCACCAAGUGUCCUGAAAUAGGAGAGCCCAAUGCUAUGUGCCUCGCCACUGCCACCAAUGAUGGACGUCCGUCCGCUCGCAUGGUCCUCCUGAAAGGUUGCAGCAGUGAAGGUUUCCGUUUCUUCACCAACUAUGAGAGCAGAAAGGGCUGCGAGCUGGAGAGCAAUCCGCAUGCAUGCCUGGUCUUCUACUGGGAACCGCUAAACAGACAGAUUCGCAUUGAAGGCACCGUGGAGCGGAUCCCCUACCAGAGCUCCUGCGAUUAUUUCCACUCCCGACCAAAGAGCAGCCAGAUCGGCGCUGCCGUGAGCCGACAAAGCACUACUGUGCCUAACAGAGAUUAUCUGAGGCAGAAAAAUGCAGAACUGGAGGAGAAGUACAAGGACACAGAGGUGCCUAUGCCUGAUUACUGGGGCGGCUACAUCGUAAAGCCUUUUUCGAUCGAGUUCUGGCAGGGACAGACAAACAGACUUCACGACCGCAUCGUCUUCACCAAGCUGAAGGACGGAGAGUCCGAGCUGGGAGAGUUUCAGCACGCUGCAGAGGGAGGCUGGGUGUACCAGCGACUGUCCCCGUGAGGAGCAUCAGCAGACUGUGAAAUAAAGGAGAGGACAUGUUUCAUCUCGACUAUCACUGAUUUAAAAAGAUCACCAUCUUUACCUCACAUUAAUAACCUUGCAUUAGUAAUAGGUGCUGUUGUGCGCGGUUUAUCAACAAGCCAAAUGUCACUGUGCUGUCUUUGAGGUGAACCAUGUGUGCUAAGUGGAUAAGUGGAGCAGCGUGGCGCAAUCUGACUGUGCAACUUUUGAGUUUUCCAUGCUUUGUAAUGGAAAAAGGGCACUGGCCUGAAAAAGUGGAGCAAACUUUACCCACUCAAAAUAAUGAUUAACAGUAUGGCUGUGGUUGUUUAACAGUGCAGUCUUUGACCUUCUAGGACAUGAAAACUGUUUCUUAUUUCUUAAAAAGCACAAUCUGUUCCACUCAUCAACACUUAGCUGCAGUUCUUCUCCAAUGGUGUGAUUAUUUCUGGUCUGUAGUUUUCUAAAGAAAAUAUGGAAAAUUGAGACAAUUGUUUGAGUUUAGCUCAUUGUGUUAAGUUUCUUGAUUUCUUUGAGAGAAAAGAUUCAAAUCCCCCGAAAUUAUGCACAGUGGCCACUUCAUUAGGUACAGCUAAACCGUCAUGUCCAAUCCAAUGCGACUGUUGCCAGAACAAAUACUUUUAGGCUGUCUAAAGGUUUGGAGAUUUUUUUCAUGGACAUUACCACAAAUCUAUCGGCACUGACUUCAUAGUUGUUGGUGGUCAUGAAAUGCAUUGUUAAUGGAAGAAAAGUGUGACUCUUUUGCUAAUUAUGCAUUCAGAACACCAUCUUUGGCCAUAACCUGAACAAUAAAUAUAAAAAUGAAUUCAGAGGCUUUUAUAUGGGGAAUAUGAGAGCAUUCUCAAUGUGUCAUCUUAGAAUUUGUGACAAAAAGAGCUUGUUCCUCAUGAGAAAACCUUUAAUAUUUCUGACUGAAAACUAUGUUUCAAAUUCAUUGUUGUCUCUAGACAGAGUUCACUGUCUCAGUCGUGUUAGCAACUCAUGAAAAAAUCACAAGUCUGUUAACUGAACAACUAAAGUAUAUUUUUCUUCUAAUUGGUGACAAAUACAAUUUUACACUUUCAAAUGGAAAAUAUGUGACCUGUACUGGUGGUUAACUUAAUUUAAAUUGAUUGUAUCAGUCUUAAAUCUAUGGCAGUGUCUCUGCAGUGACUGCCUUUUAAUAGUGAGAUUAAAAGAGCACGUGAUGUCA